Messenger RNA from Spirometra erinaceieuropaei, 3105 nucleotides. The record is from the annotation of a GenBank genome assembly. Lineage: Eukaryota; Metazoa; Platyhelminthes; Cestoda; Diphyllobothriidea; Diphyllobothriidae.
AUGGGUCCUAAAACCCUCAACCUAUCGCAAAAAACUUCUGACUUUGAUGAAAAUGCCAACACAACAGAGACGAAUGAGGAUAUUAAUGGACUGCAGCUUAUAUCCUCGUCAGAUCAGGGCAACCACAUAUUGCCUAUGCCGGAGCACGAAACCACUGUGUUCUCGAGAGUGUCGCCGGUCAGAGGACAAUGUCUGAUUAUUCAGGGACUUCCCGAAUCCACAGCUGGUGCCUCCAAAGAGCGGGUCUCGGCAGACCUGAAACUCUUCCAAUGCCUACUCAANAGCGGCACCAUAAUCAAACGCCCCAAAACUCUGAAACUAACAUUUUUUUACACCAACGUGCAGAGUAUAUUGCCCAAGUUAGACGAACUGAAGAUCCACAUCUGUGACCUUUCCCCUGACAUUGUCUCUUUGACAGAAACCUGGCUGUCUGAAAACGUGGAUGACCGCGAAUUAAUGCUACCAGGAUUUCAGCUGUUUCGAAGAGACAGGAGAGAGCGUCAGGGAGGAGGAGUCGUCACGUACGUAAAACACGGCCUGCUUGUGUCAGAAAAAACAGAACAGUUUGCCUGCAGCGCCGAGACUAUCUGGCUCAAUAUAAGGGUACCAGGAUCACAUAGCCUUGAAGUUCUGACCGUCUAUCGACCACCGAGGAGUGACCCCGAGGCUGACGCUCGUCUGUUAGAGGAGCUAGGACGAUUUGCUCUCCGGCCUGACGUCCUAAUCAUGGGCGACUUCAAUGCACCGCUCAUUGAUUGGAGUUCACUAUACGCGCGCGGCCCAGAACUAGCUUUCGACCGACGCUUCUUGGACAUGGCACUCAGGUCAUUUCUCACACAGCACGUCCUAUUUCCCACGAGGGUCCGUGAGGGGCAGCAGUCAAACUGCUUGGACCUGGUGCUCACGAAAUCGAUGGACAGCAUAGAUGAGGUACAAUGUCUGCCUCCCUUAGGUCGAAGCGAUCACGUUGUACUUCAAUGGGACUAUUCAAUCUUUUCCGUGCCUGAACAGCCCACCAAAAUUAGAAGAAAUAUUUGGCGUGGGGACUUCGAUCAAAUGAAGGCCGAAAUCAACAAUACGGACUGGGAAUCAGCGUUUUCCGGAAAUAUAGAGGAGGAUUGGAAAUGGUUCAGUGAAUUAUUGCAUGCUCUCCUGACAAACCACUGCCCGCUUUCACGGAAGGGGCUAAACAAACGACCCCGGUGGCUGACCCAGGCGUUAAAAAAGGAAAUAAAUAAAAAACGGAGAUUGUGGCAGAAAUCUCUUACUGAUGGGACUCCUGUAUCCAUAAACGCAUACAAAAUACAGAGGAACUUAGUCAAGCGGCUGACCCUCAGGACACGGCAAAAUUUUGAAAAAGACCUAUUGAAUCGUGCUAUGGAAAAUCCAAAAUUAUUCUACAGCUACAUAAGAAGCAGCACACGAAACAGAGAUCCAAUCCCCCUCCUGAAGACUAGCGGAGACGUAGAGAUUAGUGAGGAUGGAGAAAAAGCUGAGCACUUUUCACAAUUUUUCAAAUCCAUCUUUACUAGUGAAAGUCCAUUUACUCCCCCCGACUACGACUUCGAUGAGGGUCCAAAAAUCGAGUCUGUGUCUUUUGAUGAAGCGACGGUUCGCAAAGAGCUAAUGACGCUAAAUGAGUCGAAAUCACCAGGUCCAGACGACAUACCGCCUAAGUUACUGAAGGAGCUCGCUGCCGUACUAGCCAAACCAUUGUCCAUGCUUUUCCAAGCCUCGUUCGAAGCCGGCGGCUUGCCCGCCGACUGGAAAUCUGCGCGGAUCACACCACUGCAUAAAGGAGGCAGCAAGGCCUCUGCAAACAAUUACAGGCCAAUUAGCCUCACUUCCAUCUGCUGCAAACUCAUGGAGAAAAUAAUCAAGCGAGAGCUGAUGCGCUUCCUAGAGCAGCAUAAUUUAUUAUCUGAUGCGCAGCAUGGGUUUCGUAGUGGCAGGUCUUGCGUGACUAACCUGCUCAACUGUUUGGAACGUUGGACUCGGUCAGUUGAUGAAGGCAGUGCGCUGCAUGUAGUCUAUAUCGACUUUAAAAAGGCAUUUGAUAGUGUCCCACAUCAGCGACUCCUGCACAAACUGAGCCGAACAGGCGUUAGGGGUAACCUCUUAAAAUGGAUUCAACGUUUCCUGUUAGAUCGUUGUCAAACUGUCCAUGUCGGUGGCCAGAAGUCGACGGAGGUUGCCGUUGAAAGCGGUGUUCCCCAAGGCUCAGUUCUUGGCCCUACUUUGUUCAUCAUUUACGUCAACGAUUGCGUGAGUGAACUGGAUUGUGGUGUCGCCAUGUUUGCGGAUGACAUUAAGCUCUGGCGCGUCAUUCGAACUGCAGAUGACGAAGAGCAUCUGCAGGCGAACCUAAAUCGACUCCAACAGUGGUCAAAGGCCUGGCUUCUGCCGUUCAACGAGAAAAAGUGCAAUAUUCUACGAGUCGGCAGAGCUCGCUCUCCGAACCAUAUGGCCUACUGCCUAAAUGGUAUACCACUGCAAGAAGUGGACUCUCAGAAGGACUUGGGAGUAUGGAUUACGACCUCGCUCAAACCCUCGCUGCACUGCACGAAGAUAGCCAAGUCUGCAAUGUCAGUCCUCUACCUUGUCAAGCGGGCUUUCUCUGCCUUUGACGAAGACUGCUUCGCUAAAGUCUUUCGAACUUUUGUGCGUCCGCAACUAGAAUUUGCUAUCCAAGCUUGGAGACCCUGGACCGCGAAGGACCUCAGCAUCCUUGAAAGGGUUCAAAGGCGUGCAACGAAACUUGUGGCAGGACAGGGUUCACUACCAUAUGCAACGCGGUUAGCUAACCUUCAUCUCUUUCCCUUGAGUUACAGGCAGUUACGGGGUGACCUGAUAAAAGUCUUCCGUAUCAUACGCGGUCAGGACUGCAGCCUCGUACCGGGUGACUUCUUCGAGUUAGCAACCACCACAAAUCUACGAGGCCAUCCAUUCAAACUACGUGUGACAGGGGCCAGACUGGACACACGAAAGUUCUUCUUCUCCAGCAGAGUGGUAGAAGCCUGGAAUGCCCUGCCUGUGGAUGUCGUUAUGUCUGCUUCCGUCGAGGUUUUUAAGAGGAAGCUGGAUUUGUGUAGCAGUGUGCACUAA